Numida meleagris (helmeted guineafowl) is the source of this 1233-nucleotide messenger RNA. RefSeq names its product CD164 molecule like 2 (gene CD164L2). The transcript has 6 exons. Bases 43 to 561 code for a protein of 172 amino acids. Gene Ontology annotation, cellular component: cytoplasmic vesicle. NCBI's taxonomy places the organism in Eukaryota, Metazoa, Chordata, Aves, Galliformes, Numididae. The record is from RefSeq and is a predicted model, not a curated record.
CCGAGCCGAACCGAGCCGAGCCGAGCCGGGCCGGGCCGGGCCAUGACCCCCCCGUGCGCCGGAGCGCUGCGCUGCGCGGUGCUGUGCGCGGUGCUGUGCGCGGGGCUGUGCGCCCACGGACCCAUCGCCACCCGCGCAGAAUGCAGCGAGCUGCCCACCUGCCAGCUGUGCACGGCCGCCCCCCCCGCGCCCAACGGCACCGGCUGUGUCUGGGGGGGCUGCGGGACCCCAGAGACGUGGGGCUGCGUGCGCAGCGAGGCGGCCACGCGGGACAUGUGUGUGCUCUACAACAGCAGCGCCCUGUGCCCAGCAGCGCUGAAAUCCCCCACCAAGGAGCCACCACGGUCCCCUAGCAAGGAGCCGACAGCGCAUCCCCCACGGAGCAGCACCACGGGCGCCCCGCUGACGGGCAGCCCCGAGUUCCAGCCGCCCGGCUUCGACACGGCCAGCUUCGUCGGCGGCGCGGUGCUGGUGCUCAGCGUGCAGGCCGUCCUCUUCUUCAUCCUCAAGUUCAUCAAGUCCAAGGACAGCGCCUACCAAACGCUAGAGGACAACCAGUAGGUGCUGGGUGCUGCCAGAGGAUGAGGAGGGGGCCGCCCCGCUGCCCCACAGCUCCCCGUGGGGGGAAGGGGCUCGUUCCCACCCUCCUGGUUUGCAUGGCGGGGGGGGGUUCUCUGCUGUUUGCUGUUUUUCUGGGAUUUGUCACCCCUCGCGCUGGGGCUGCGCGCUGACCCCAUGCCACGUCCCUGUCCCUUCUGCGGAGGUGUCCCCUGCCCGGCCGCCCCUGUCCCCGUGAGCCCCUCGCUGGGGUGGGGGCUGCAGCCCUAUUAGAGAGCACCCAGCAGCGUGCGUCCCCCCGCUACCCCCCCCGUGCACCGUGUGGGGCUGCCCCUGGGGGUCCCCUCUUUGUUCCGGCUCCAGCAUCCUGGUGCCAUCGCAUCCCGCAGGGUCCCGGCCCCAAGCACUGUCCCCCCCGCUCCCCUAAACCCUGAGCCCCCACUGUCCCCGAUGUCCCCGCCCCCCCCUGCGGGAGCAGAGCCAGGACCUUGCUGUGUGCUUUUGUUGUGCCUCUGUGUUCCUGGGUGGGGGGGACACGUUGGAUAUGGAGGUCUCUGUGUCGUCCCCCCCCCCCCGCCUUCUGUGUGCUGUUUUGGGGAGGGGGCUGCGUGCUGUGUGCCGUGGGGUGAGGUUUGUAGCCCCCGCUGCCCCCAUUAAACUCUGCGAGGUGGUGUC